Molecule: messenger RNA, 1024 nt
Organism: Trichoderma asperellum CBS 433.97
Lineage: Eukaryota; Fungi; Ascomycota; Sordariomycetes; Hypocreales; Hypocreaceae
Molecular function (GO): RNA binding; phenylalanine-tRNA ligase activity
Source: RefSeq, a predicted model, not a curated record
CGAGUAUUCAAGUCUCUGUACUCUCGACGCCAAUUUCUUUCAAAGCUUUUUAUCGAAAGUUCAUCAUGAAUUCAGCAUUCAGUGCACAAAAGUUGCUGCAGUCUGCGCGAGUCUCUCCAGAAAUCUUUAAACUGCGGCCAGAUUACCGAGUUCUCUUAAUGACUAUCGAAGGCGUUCCUCCAGGCCCUAGUGACAGCAUAAGCGAGGCCUUCUUGAGCGAUGCCGAGGCAACUGCAAAGAGUCUUUUGUCAAAGCGUCCUGUAACUGAAAUUUCACACAUUGCUGCAUGGCGAGAGACUUAUAAGGCCUUUGGUGCUAAGCCGCAGAAAACUCGCAACAGCUUGGAAGCACUGACUCGCCGUGCUGAGACUGGAUUGCCUCGCAUCAACCGGUUGACGGACAUCUACAAUGCUAUUUCGGUCAAGCAUCAAAUCCCAUUGGGCGGCGAAGACCUUGACAAAUACGACGGAUCACCAUUCUUGAUACGUGCCACAGGCCAAGAAGAGUUUCAGGCGUUCUCAGGUGGCGAAAUGCAGACUGAAUUUGCGGCGCCUGGAGAACCCAUCUGGUGUGACGACACUGGAAUUACCUGUCGUCGCUGGAAUUGGCGGCAAGGUCCACGCACCGCACUUUCUGAUGCAACUACAAAUGUUUUGAUCAUCUUUGACGCAUUGGAGCCACUUUCGGACGAGGCUCUGCUUGCAGCUGCAGAGGAGCUUGCUUCAACACUGAAAAGCUUAUCUCCGGAAGUGAAAUGCGCUCAAAGAUUAAUUAAAGCUUAGCUUAUGGUUGACCAAUGAUUCAAACGGGCCAUGUGAGUGUGUCUUGCGACGUUGUGCGAAUCUAUACCUGGUGGGGUUGCGAUUAUGUUGGCGACAACUCGAGUAUAAAUACCGAGACCUAGACUGGCAAGCGGAAAAAAGUAAGGGAAGAUUAUGAUUAUAUUAAAAUAUUUGGUGGGAUAUUUUUUCUGAUAUAAGAAGCACAGAUAGAAGCUAGAACCAUAGCAAACAAGUAUACCCAA